GGCGGAUUGUCAAUUCCAGUCGUACGAUCUGUCAUCAUCGUUCGUACAAUGCGAAAAGGGAAGUUGAAAGAAGUGGGAGAGGGACAUCGCGGAGCCUUAUGAAAUCUAACGUUACAGUAGCUGGCUGGAUAGUCGACACACUGUGAAGUGCCACAGAUUUUGUCCUGGAAACAUCUUUCACAUCGACUAGCUUCCUCUUUUUGGUAGACCCGUGUCAUACUGAUCCCCUUUGUGACAGUCUGCCUCGCAUGACGUAAAGCUACAGGCAGGAGUUACCAGAGGUGUUUUCUACAGUUUUUCACAGUACGUAAGCAUCCAGAGGAAGAGACCGGACAGUGUGACAUGGCAGGUAGAGGCGGAGCUACGCGACCCAAUGGGCCAAACGCAGGCAACAAGAUCUGCCAGUUCAAACUUGUGCUUUUAGGAGAGUCAGCUGUGGGGAAGUCAAGUCUCGUACUUCGCUUCGUCAAGGGACAGUUUCACGAAUUCCAAGAGAGCACAAUCGGAGCUGCCUUCCUGACUCAGACAGUAUGUUUGGACGACACAACAGUCAAGUUUGAAAUUUGGGACACAGCUGGUCAGGAGCGCUACCACAGUCUGGCUCCCAUGUACUACAGAGGUGCCCAGGCAGCCAUUGUUGUGUAUGAUAUAACAAAUGAGGAGUCAUUUGUACGGGCGAAGAACUGGGUUAAAGAGCUUCAGAGACAAGCCAGUCCAAAUAUUGUAAUAGCUCUGGCUGGGAACAAGGCUGAUCUCGCAAACAAGAGAGCACUGGACUUCCAGGAUGCACAGUCAUACGCAGAUGAUAACAGCUUGCUUUUUAUGGAAACAUCAGCAAAGACCUCUAUGAAUGUGAAUGAGAUAUUCAUGGCCAUUGCAAAGAAGCUACCCAAGAAUGAGCCUCAGGCGGCCGGAGCCAGCAGCGGGCGGAACCGGGGAGUGGACCUGACAGAGUCGGCUCAGCCCACCAGCCGUCCCUGCUGCAGUAACUAACCCAGCUUCUUCUGUCCCCCCCCCCCGGCUUCCUGACGUCAACCUCACUCCCCCGAAAUAGCUAAAAGACUCUGUAUAGCUGCAUUUCUAAUACCCUUUUUUUUUUUUGUUGUUGUUGUUUUUUUUUAACUUUUUUUUAAGAAGUGUAUAUCAGUAUAAUGGAUGCAUGUAUCACUACAACGCCUAAAACACAUUUUUAUCUCUUAUUCAGUUGGAAGACUAACCCGAUUUUAAGAAAGAUGAGCGAGCGAGAAACCUGUGAAUGUGUGAUUGUGUCGUGUGUGAAUUUUGAAGUGUGAUUUGCUGAUGAGAAGGUGUAGCCUCAUUUGUCACUUCACAGGGUCGACUGGAUGCAAAUGAUGUUGCUUGUAAUACUCUUUGUGUGCGGGUUAAGUUAUGCUCACAAUCAGAAGAAAACCAAAUUGUUCCCAUCUUGAGACGCCUGGCUUCAACAGUCUGUUGUGAGGCAUCAAUGUAUUGAGACAGUGCCAGGAAAGGACUGAUGUGCAAACCAAGAAUCCCUCCCUCCUCACAUCUGUUGCACAAGAAGACAUCUUCAUCCAAGGCUCCUAAUGAAAAAUGAGGAAAAUAAAUUUGGUACUGUCCAGUUUUUGAAAAACUUGGAAAAUACACACAAAAAAGUCUUGAAGUAUAGAAGAAAAAAACGCCUUCAAACACAUCUGGCUUCCCAUAAUGCGCAACCAUCUGUGGAGCAAUAUGGGCUUGUCACGUUGCCGUACAUCAUAUUGAACAACUAAGUCUUCGUGCUGUGGAAACAUGGAGUUUUGCAAAGUGCGGGAACAUCAGGAACCAACACCCACAGGCCAACAUGAGGCCGGUAUGACAGGAUUUUUUAAAUUUUGGCUUUGCUAUUUAACAAAUGCUUUCAUGUUGCGGCAUCAUCGAGUCCAUCACAGAAGUCCCAUGUUAAGUUUUGACACUGAUAUGGCUUCACAUGGAAAAGAAAAUCAACAGGAAACUUGAAGACUGUUGAACGUCCUGCUUUGUGAGUUGUCUUGUAAAGACUUGAACAUACAACUAGUUAUAUGUUAAACUCUUGUCUUUGUUGAUCCGCUCUGUUUCUGUUCCGGCCAGUAGACCUGCAUUAAUUUGGGUGAUCUCAAUCAAAGGGGGGGAUUGUUUUUUAGAAUAGAGUUCAAACAGCACACAAACAGAGAAUUGGACUACUACCCAUUGUCACAAGUCUGUGCAAAAAAAAUAUACUCUAAUGUUGUUAUAGGGUGCGAUGUUGCAAUGUUGUCUUCUUCCUCCUUUAGUACAGCUUGCAGAGCUCACAAGCUCACCAAGAAAUUAGAGAUUCUGAACAAUUGUACAGUUCAAUAUAGGUCUGCUUAUUUUUAUUUUAUUUUUAUUUUCAUCCUAGACCUUGUCACAAACUGGUCAAAUGUUAAGCAGUGGUGGUCUUUUUAGGUAUAUGUAGUGUUAUUAACAAAAUCCCUCUCUGGUGUCUUGUUACUUUUCUCAGAAAUGGUCCAGGGUCAUGUUUGAAAGGAACUUUUAUUGCAUUGCACAGUGUUGAUCAUGUUUUAAUUAAUGCCCUUCGAUUUUAUAUGACGGACUGUAUUGGACUUGCUAACCUACAGCUCAAUGAAUUUUAAUGAUGUAAAACAGCAUUACUAGUGAUGGGCUGAUCAGUUUUGAGUGUCUGAAUACAACUUAAUAAAUUCAAUAAAGAGG
This is a messenger RNA of Siniperca chuatsi (mandarin fish), 2691 nucleotides long. Its product is annotated as ras-related protein Rab-5A-like. The transcript has 7 exons. The record is from RefSeq and is a predicted model, not a curated record. Bases 343 to 993 code for a protein of 216 amino acids. Gene Ontology annotation, molecular function: GTPase activity; GTP binding. NCBI's taxonomy places the organism in Eukaryota, Metazoa, Chordata, Actinopteri, Centrarchiformes, Sinipercidae.